This is a messenger RNA of Corticium candelabrum, 2149 nucleotides long. RefSeq names its product kinetochore protein NDC80 homolog. NCBI's taxonomy places the organism in Eukaryota, Metazoa, Porifera, Homoscleromorpha, Homosclerophorida, Plakinidae. The transcript is spliced from 20 exons. Gene Ontology annotation, cellular component: Ndc80 complex. Bases 29 to 1960 code for a protein of 643 amino acids. The record is from RefSeq and is a predicted model, not a curated record. Gene Ontology annotation, biological process: attachment of mitotic spindle microtubules to kinetochore.
CGUACUGGUCAGAAAACCGGCGGUUGCGAUGCGUCGAAGUCUUUCAAGAAGAAGGAAAAGUUCCGUGCGUUCUUCGAUGGGCCAGCCACAGACGGGGCGCUUGUCUCAAGCGCCUCCGUCGCGGCUACCGGUGCCCGUCUCUCGCCCUUCAAGUGCAGCAACUGCAGCUGCCUCGUCCGUGAAGCCACAGCUAAAGCCAGGAGGUUUCGCAGGACUUCCCAAUUUGCGCAGAACGAGUUCGAUGCUGCCGUAUGGAAGUGGACGACCAUCCAGCGUUUCCGCUAAAGGUGGUGCUGCUAUGAAGGACCAUCGCCCUUUGUUAGAUAAAGGCUAUCAAAGUCAGCUCAUUAAGAAGUUGAAAGAUUUUCUUACCAAAACCAACUACCCUUAUCCAGUGACACACAAGCAGCUACAGUCUCCGUCUUCACGAGAGUUUGUAUCCAUGUUUCAGUACGUAUACAGCUUUAUAGAUUCAUCAUGCAAACUGACGGCAAAGUUUGACGAGGAGAUUCCUCUUCUGCUGAAGCAAAUAGGGUAUCCAUUUGGUAUCAGCAAGAAGUCUCUCUUAUCUGUUGGUAGCACAUUUACAUGGCCUCAUCUGUUAGGAGUUUUUUCGUUUCUCAUUGACGUCAUUGGAAUUUCUUGUGCAUGUGAUGAGAGUUUGUUCUCGGAUGCCAACGACUUUGGAUGUCAUGAUGAUGAUGAUGACUGGACUCCCAAAGAGUUAGAGGCUGAAUUAAGGAAAGUGAGUGGAAAAUAUUGUAAAUACUUGAAUGGCACCCUGGACCUAGAGGAUGUUGAUGCUGAAGUUGAUGUGGAGAUUGAUCAGGAGUACAAGCAGGGAGAGGAGGAUGUUCGAAACAUCCAGAAGGAAAUUGAACAUUUGGAAACUGAAUAUGAAAUGGCACAGCAAGAAGAAUUUUUAGUGGAAGAUUAUCAACAGAAAUACACUGCACUUUCGGAGGACAGAGAUAAAUUCAGGGAGUUUAUUGUGAAGUCUACAGAUCGAAUCAAGUUUUAUGAGAAGAAGCUAGACGAGCAACUGGAGGUGGUCCAUGUUAAAGAAUUGGAGAUUGCUGCUAUCAAGCUUCAUUGUGAAGAGCAAGAGGAAAUUGUGGCGAAUCAAUCAAUGGAUAUUAACGAACUGAAUAGUCUAAAGCAAGAGACAAACAAACUUGAAGCCGAACAUCAACGAAAUAAGGAGAACGCACAUGUUGCUAGACAGGAAUCACAAUGUUUAGACAUGAAAUACAGCAAAACUCUUGCCAGUUGUGAGAAAGCAGUAGAUGCUGUGAAUAAAAUGUCCAGAGAACUACAGUUGAUACCUCCAAUGGCUGCUAAUGCUAAGGGACGGGAUUUUAGCGUGAAGCUGGACCUAUGCGCAGGAAGUGAUAAACACAGAAGGACAGCAUUGUCAGAGAUGAAAGGAACUCUACUGCCAUUGAUUGAGAUUGCAAUUGAGGAAGACGAAGAGGUAGUGCAACAGCUAAAGUCAACUGAGAUUACUGAGCAGAGUGAAUGUACAAAGCUGCAGGAAGCCGUCGAUGACAGACAAAUUACUAUUACUCGCCUAAAGACAGAAAUAGACCACAUGGAAAGAAAAGUCAAACGUUUGGAGAAAGAGACAACGGAGAAAGCUAAAGAGAUCCAGGCCGGAUACAGCACCGCACUCAGUGACCUCGAGCAGAUUCAUCUCGGUGAUAAUUCAGCUGUCGUGGAAGAAAAGAAACGUGAACUGAAGAUACUGUAUCAAAGCUUUCAAGAUCUGAAGUUGGAAAAUGAACGGGAAUACGAGGCAGAGUUGACGAUUUUUAAUGGCUUGAAGGCAAAGGUUGAGGCGCAUAUGCAGAAAUUGCAGAGGUUUGAGGAGGAGAUGUUGGAAUGUUUGGUGACGGCAAUGGAGAAGAGUAAUGCAAUAUCAAUGCCAACCGACUAUUCAGAUGAUCUCGAGGAUUUAUAACGAUUUAAAGAGGCUUGUUGAGUUGAGACAAGUAUGCUUACUCGAAAGGCUGUGUUUGUUGCAAAAUCUAGGGCCUGAUACUCAGCAUUAAAAACUGAUACAUACAUUACUAAUAGCACUGAUACGCAGCUCUAGUACGCAGCCUUGUUUUAAGUUAUAAUUUUAUAAUAGAAACGUUUAAUUAAUUGA